AUGGAUCUGCUGCUUUCAUUCUCUGAGAGGUGGAGUGCAAGGUAUAUGUUUCUGCAUGUUCUGGUGGUUGACAAGGCUGGAUAUCAGGGCAGUACAUCAAGUGUUACACAAAUGAGUGAUAUUGUGGCUGCUAAGGUAAUUGCAGAAGGAGCAUCAAGCAGCCAGCAUGGUAGUACUGUUAAUGUUUGUGAGUCAGUUGUUGUUAUGCCUGCUGUUGAUCCCUCUGUUGAAGGGCCUCCUGUCCAAGUUGAGGACAUACCAAAUAUUGACUGGUCUAAACUUGAUAUUGUCAAUGUUCCAGAUGGUCCAGGCAUGGAGGAAGAUCAAAUGUAUGUUCUUCUUGGUCUUAGGGCAGAGGAUGAGAGAGUAGAGAAUGCCAAGGCUACAACUAAUGCAAAUCAUGUUCCUAAUCCUAUUAUAUUGGAUGAUGAGCUUGCAAGUGCUGCAAUCCCAGUGAAUGAUGACAUUCCUGGGGAGCCUAUAGUGCAUUAUGACAGAGAGGAUCCACCAAUGAGUGUUAACACCGUGUACCCUAGCAUGGAUGAAUUUAGGAUGGCUGUCAGGCAACAUGCCAUAAAGGGGGAAUUUGAGCUAGGGACAGAGAAAUCAUGUAAGAGCAUCUUCAGAGGUUAUUGUACAAGUGAGGGAUGCCCAUGGGCUAUUGUUGCAAGACUGAACCCAGACAAUAAAACUGUCAGGGUUACACUGAACAAGUUUGGUCACAAGUGUGCAUCAAUCGGAAGGGUGAAAACUAAAGUGGCUUCACAAAAAUGGAUUGCAGAAAAGGUUGGACCUUCACUAAGGAAGCAUCCUGAUCUUGGUGCUAUGGCUCUGAAAGAAGAGUUGGAGGGGAAGUACAAUAUCACUCUCAAUUAUUCUACAGUUUGGGCAGGUAGACAACGUGCAGUAGACCAUAUAUUUGGAUCAUGGGAAGAAAGCUUCCACGAGUUGUACAGAUUCAAAGCAGAGGUUGAGAAGAGGUCACCAGGCAGUGUUGUAGAAAUAGAUGUGAAGCAAGUUGAGGAUAAAGUGUACUUCAAUAGAUAUUUUUGUGCAUUCAAGUCAUGCAUUGAUGGGUUUUUGAAUGGUUGUAGACCUUAUUUAAGCAUUGAUUCCACUGCCCUUAAUGGGAGAUGGAAUGGCCAUCUUGCCUCAGCUACAGCAUUAAAUGGACACAACUGGAUGUUUCCAGUUGCCUUUGGGUUUUUUGACGCAGAGACAACUGAUAAUUGGACAUGGUUUAUAGAGCAGCUACAUAAGUCAGUAGGUGAUCUUCCUCAUUUAGCCAUUUCAUCUGAUGCAUGCAAGGGUUUAGAAAUAGCUGUUAAGAAGGUGUACCCUUGGGCAGAGCAUAGAGAGUAUUUUAGACACUUGAUGCAAAAUUUUGUGAAGAAGUUCCAAGGGCCUGUCUAUGGCAACAUGUUUCCUGCAGCUAGAGCUUACAGAACUGAAGUGUUUGAGCACUACAUGAAUAAGAUACAUGAGGCUGAUCCUAGUGUGCAACCUUGGUUGUUUAAGUGGCACAAACUCUUGUGGAUGAGGUGCGUGUUUUCUGAUCAAAUAAAAUGUGAUUACAUUAACAAUAAUCUAGCAGAAUCAUGGAAUGCAUGGAUCAAAGAUAUGAAGGACCUCCCAAUAACUGAGCUUGUAGAUGUACUGAGAGCAAGAAUAAUGCAGCUUUUCGAUAGGAGAAGAAGGAUUGGUGAGAGGCUGCAAGGUGUAAUGCUUCCAGUUGUGGUUGAGCAAAUGAAUGCACAAACUAGAGGUUUGGGCAACUUGAAGGUUAUAUGCGGAGCAAAGGACACAGCUGAAGUGACAGAGAUUAAUCCUGAUCACCAAGUAUUCAGACAUGCUGUGAACCUGAAAAACCAUGAGUGCACUUGUAGGGAGUGGCAAGUUAGUGGCAAGCCUUGUACACAUGCGUUGGCAUUCAUAUCUACUUACAGAAACCACAAAAUGGAAGAUUAUCUUGAUCCUUGCUACUCUGUGACUAAGUUUAGGAUAGCUUAUGCAGGAGUCAUUGCUCCCCUUACUGACAAGUCUCAAUGGCCACAAGUUGAUGUUGGGUUCAUGUUGAUGCCACCACUCCAAAGGAGGUAUGUAGGUCGACAGAAAAAGAAUAGAAUACCAUCUUGUCUUGAGAAAGGAAAGAUAAAAGGGAAGGGCAAGUGGAAGGUGCUAUGUAAGAGGUGUGGUGAACUUGGUCAUAGGCAGUCAUCAUACAAAUGUAAACUCAAUGGUACCAAGAAAAGGAAGAGGCGCAGUAGGAAGAAGGUAGACAGGCCGAGCAAAGAAGCAGAAGCAAGUACUAGCACUCCUAAAAGGCAAAAGGUGACAAUGUAG
Messenger RNA from Phragmites australis (common reed), 2343 nucleotides. RefSeq lists its product as uncharacterized. Gene Ontology annotation, molecular function: zinc ion binding. The transcript has 3 exons. Lineage: Eukaryota; Viridiplantae; Streptophyta; Magnoliopsida; Poales; Poaceae. The record is from RefSeq and is a predicted model, not a curated record. Bases 1 to 2343 code for a protein of 780 amino acids.